GGGGCCGGCGGCGCGGAGGCGGGGUCCCGGGCGGGCCGCCCCGGAGGCGGGGGCCGUUUCCAUAGCGGCCGCGGGAGGUGUCGCGCCGGGCCACUUCCUGGUUCCCGGGCUCGGCCGCGCCGGGAUCGGGGAAGGAAACAAUGGGGCGGAGGGCACUGCGGUAGCCGCCGCGACUCCGCGCCUCAGCAGCGCCUCAGCAGCGCCUCACGCCUCAGUCAGCGCCUCGGCAGCGCCUCAGCGAGCGCCUCGGCAGCGCCUCGGCAGCGCCUCAGCAGCGCCUCGGCGCCUCAGCCCGCGCAGCCCCCGCCCCCGGCCCGGCCUGAGGACAUGUAUUCCUCUGAGCAGCCUUGGACAGCAGACUGUGCUUUCCUCGUCGAUUGGGACCGCGCCCGGAGCCCUUCCCAGCCAUGAAUACAGACCAAGAUGUAGCCCUCAGACUUGCCCAGGAGAGAGCUGAGAUCGUAGCUAAGUAUGACCGAGGACGAGAAGGUGCAGAGAUUGAGCCUUGGGAAGAUGCCGAUUACCUGGUUUACAAAGUCACGGAUAGAUUCGGCUUCUUACAUGAGGAGGAGCUUCCCUACCACAAUGCGGCCGCGGAACGGCAAAAACAACUGGAAAUUGAAAGAACGACUAAAUGGCUGAAAAUGCUGAAAGGCUGGGAAAAAUACAAGAAUACGGAAAAGUUUCACAGGAGAAUUUACAAAGGAAUUCCACUUCAGCUCAGGGGGGAAGUGUGGGCCCUGCUCCUGGAGAUCCCUAAGAUGAAAGAAGAAACAAGAGAUCUUUAUAGUAAAUUAAAACUCAGAGCACGGGGUUGUUCACCUGAUAUCAGACAAAUAGACCUUGAUGUCAACCGCACGUUUAGGGACCAUAUUAUGUUCAGAGACAGAUAUGGUGUCAAGCAGCAGUCCCUGUUCCACGUGCUAGCGGCAUAUUCCAUCUACAAUACGGAAGUCGGCUACUGCCAGGGCAUGAGCCAGAUCACAGCUCUACUCCUCAUGUACAUGAACGAAGAAGACGCCUUCUGGGCCCUGGUGAAGCUGUUCUCAGGCCCCAAACAUGCCAUGCACGGCUUUUUUGUCCAUGGCUUUCCUAAACUUUUGAGGUUCCAAGAACAUCAUGAAAAGAUACUGAAUAAAUUUCUCUCCAAGCUUAAGCAGCACCUGGAUGCUCAAGAAAUCUACACAAGUUUUUACACAAUGAAAUGGUUUUUUCAAUGUUUCCUUGAUCGUACUCCCUUUACACUAAACCUCAGAAUAUGGGAUAUCUACAUCUUUGAAGGAGAGAGAGUUCUCACUGCUAUGUCUUAUACAAUCUUAAAAUUACACAAAAAACAUCUGAUGAAAUUGUCUAUGGAAGAACUCGUUGAAUUUCUUCAGGAAACCUUGUCAAAGGAUUUUUUCUACGAAGAUGACUUUGUAAUAGAGCAACUUCAAAUUUCCAUGGCGGAACUAAAGCGGGCAAAAUUAGACCUUCCAGAACCUGGUAAGGAGGAGGAGUAUCCAAAGAAGCCUUUGGGACAGCUGCCCCCCGAGUCCCAGCCUCCUGCUGUCUGUCACCUGAGCAACGGGCAGAAGAGUGUGGGCAGGGCCAGUCCCCAUGUGAGUGACAGGAGGGAGAGUGACUCCUCACCGCGCAAGAAGCUUGAGUCCCCCGUCCACCAGCAGAGUCGCGGUGGGACCCCGGAGCGAGCCCGGCACCCCAGGGGGAAGGCGCUGGACGAGGCCAACAGGCGACUGAAGGACGAGGCCGACCUGCGGAGGAAGGUCACGUUCACAUUACAGGACAGUUCCUCGCAGUACAACCACGCGGCCGCCAACCAGAACAGCAACGCCACCUCCCAGGGCCGGCGGGAGUUUGUGCCCAGGUGGAACAAGCCGGGCGACAGCUCCGCGGCAGAGAGCAGCACCAAGCAGACGCCGGGCCGCUCCGCUCUGCCUGCCCUCACCGUCACCGGCCCCGGCACCGAGGCGCGCCUGGCCAAUGGCAACGGCCACGGGCGGCAGAAGAUGCGGGUUCCGGGCACGGACGACGAGAAGCGGGGCUCCAACGCCUCCCAGUACGACAACGUCCCCGAGAGCGACAGCAGCGCGUGUGUGGAGGAGGCCCUGGAGCGGGCGGCCGCGCACCCCCACAGCCCGCGGAGGCAGGCGGCCGCUGAGCCCGGCUCCCCCGCCAGGCUCUCCUACUCCAGGUACGCGGCGCAGCUGGAGGGCGCGGACCGAGGGCCAGCGCCCCCGCCCUCCUACAGCCACCCGCCCGGGUACCGAGGCGACUCCCCGCAGGCGCCCCCGACCAGGAGGCCUUACCCGCCGGCCCUCUCGGCCCACACCUCUCCAGACAGACCUUCCGGCCGCCCCACGCCCAUCGUCCUGCCUUCCAGUCGGAUCGAGGUGCUUCCGGUGGACUUCGGUGCAGGGGGCUACUCGGGCAGCUCAGGGUCCCCACAGCACGGGGCAUUCAUCAUCCCUCCUGUGGACUAUUUGCCCGAUGGCCGCAAGUGGUCGGAAGCGAGUCACACCUACAGGCCUGAGAUGCACGGCCAGUCCUGGACGCAGGACACGAGGCGCAGCCACCAGGGCCCCGUGGCGAAGUUUCCCACCCUCCAGCCAGGGCCCUUCCAGGACCACAGCCUCCCCGCCGUGUCCGUGGACGGCCCCGUGCGCUACAGAACUUCCCCAGCGCUGGACGGUGCCGGCAGCUCGUCGGGGUUCCAGUGCUCAGGGCCCUCGCCGCCGGCCUACCGCUACAGGAGCCGGGACGGACUCGCCAUCCAGGAGUCAGUGUUGCUGUGAGAAAGGCCUGUGCUGGCGCUCACGAGAGCGGGCACACCGGGAGACCACCAGGCUCCUUGCUGCCCGCUCGCCAAAGCAGUAUUCACGCCCGCGGACAGACGCGCGCUGCCCGCCCAGUCAGGAGUUUAGUCUGGCGGUGCGGCCACGCCGGGGGCCAUGGCUGCAGAUGAACGUUGUCAGCAUGCCGUCACGAGCCUGCUCGGGCAGAGUCUACAGCGAGUGCAGCAGUAGUGUUUGGGGCACACGCAUGCACACACGCACAGUGGCCCCAUCCCUAGUCUCAUUCCUGGCUCUCUCCAGAACCUGGCCCUUGGGCUCUUCCAGUCCAUUCUGUUUGAGUAAUGUUACAAAGCACUGAGAAACUGGCUCUGGGUCUGGCGUUUCUAAGGCUGUACGUGGUCUGUGUCUGACUAGAUAGUACGGGCAUCUGUGCAUAUCCAUUUGGACCCAGAACUAGGGAAUCCCUGUUGGGGGAACCUGCUUUUGGACUAGACCAAGGGAAUAAUUUAUUGUCUCGUACGCAUCCUCCCUUCCCUGCCCGCCUCAGUCUGUUCCAGGCUUUGUCCCUUCUGUGUUUAACCCAGAUCCGAAACGGACCACCAGUCUCCGUUCCGCGUCUCCGCUGAGACACUGGCGGCAGGGGCGAGGCUGACUGCUCAAUGGUGCUUACAAACCUGAACAGUGCAGGCCAGAGGUGGGGGGGAGCAUGCCCACGGGGCGGGCAGCAGAGACCCUCUGCCCUGCACACAGGCCUUCUCCACAUGGCGCUUUCGGGCACUUUCCUGAGAGAAUGUAGUCAGUGGGGAUUGCUGCAGUUAGGCAUCAGCUGAUCCUCAUGGGACUGUGCGGGAGCCGGUUCUGCUUAUCUCUAGGAAUCUGAGAUGUGGGGCUUUAGAGUUAGACACACACACACACACACACACACACACACACACACACACACACACACACACACACACUGUGUGUGACUUCCAUACUUUCAAAACUCCCCUUUUUUCCACCUUUUUCAGUUGAAAAAAAUUUCAGGUUCAUGGUAAAAAGAAAUUAAUAACGUUCUUAACAUUAUUCAAUGACACUACAAUUGCCGAAACACUGACAGCGUGGAGCACUCCAAGGGCAUCCGGCAGGGCUUGUCCUGGGAGCAGGCACCAGCCGAGAGGCGGGCUGGAUGGCCCGGGGCUGGUGGCGGGGCUGUGGGCUCCAAGGCACAGAGUGACUGGGUAGCCGGUGAAGGUGCCGGAAUGUUGUGUGUAUAUAGGGUCUAGUGUGAUUCUAAUCAGGCUGGUGGUGAUGUGAUGGAACGGCCACGCAAACGCAGCUGAGAGCCCGUGCCUCUGGCCCCUCGAUUCCGAUCAUGUGGAAGCUCCGAAAUAAACGUCUGAAAAUGGCGCCGGAUAUCAAUUCCAGUUUUUAAACUGUGAUUCUGUAACUGGUAAUAAAACCAAACUAUAAUUUUGUGUAUGAUGAUGGCCUCUAAGCUGCUCAAAAAAAUUAUAUAUAAAUACGUACAUAUAUAUCAAUAGGGGUAAAUGCUGUAGAUUUUAUAUAUAUAUACAUGCAAUAUAUAUAUAUAUAUACACAUACUAUUUUCUUAAGUCAUCUCUGACAUUUUUAUCUAUACUUUUUUUGAUGAUUGUUUUUAACAUGCUAAAAGUAAUAAGUA
Messenger RNA from Sorex araneus (European shrew), 4458 nucleotides. It is a transcript of the gene USP6NL, whose product is annotated as USP6 N-terminal like. The record is from RefSeq and is a predicted model, not a curated record. Bases 408 to 2795 code for a protein of 795 amino acids. NCBI's taxonomy places the organism in Eukaryota, Metazoa, Chordata, Mammalia, Eulipotyphla, Soricidae. The transcript is spliced from 15 exons.